Molecule: messenger RNA, 447 nt
Organism: Echinostoma caproni
Lineage: Eukaryota; Metazoa; Platyhelminthes; Trematoda; Plagiorchiida; Echinostomatidae
Source: the annotation of a GenBank genome assembly
UCAAAUAAUUUUGGUCAUCGUAACGGCCACCGUCAAUCCUCUCUGUUUUCUGUAUCUCCCCUAGUGGUUUUGGACUGUGAGGCCAUAGCAUGCUAUUCCUGUGUAUCGAUCAACGGUAGUGAUCCAAAAUGCGAAGACCCGAUGUCCGCCAGCGUCCCACUCGAUCGACCUUGUCGCCAAAGUGUGGCUGGUCAUGAGGGUCUAUUCUAUGCCUACUACUGUUCCAAAAUCAAAGGAGUUAGGCAAAGUGAUGGUCGAAGUCUGCUGAUUCGACACUGUUCCAUGGAUAAACUGGCAGAUAUUCCGACUCAUUGUGGACAAUUUAGUCUGGACGAGGAACUUUAUUCCGGAUGCAUAGCCACUUGUACACGGGACUGGUGUAACACGAGUCCUAUGCUUGAUCACUUGUUUUUACUUUGUUUUCUGGGGAAUAAUUUGAAGGAGUAA